AAAUGUGUGUGAGGGAGACGGCGAAAUGGCUGCGCAGGUCGCUGCAGUGCGCGCCGUGUCCCGGGGCGCAGAAGAGACGCCUUCGCUUCCACUUGGUGACCGGCCUGGCCGACCGCGGGGAGGGGGGAGGAAGCGGAAGGGUCCACCCGGGGAGGUCGGAGGGUGCAAGAGGGCUAAGCUAAAUCAACCGCCGCUUGUGGUGGGGCCCGCUCAGGCGGAGCCGCUGCCACCGGCCGCCGUCCCUGGUCUCUCAGUAGCCCCCGCCGUCCCUUCUGCCACAGCUGGACUCUUCACUUUCUCCCCACUCAGCCUCCCCCCGCAGGGCCCGCGCUGCGAGCGGCGGCACCACCACCGGCAUCGGCACCGCCCGGACAGUGGCGACUCCGAGCCUGGGCGCUCUUCUGGGGAGAAGCCGCACAAGGGGAGACGGGGAAGCUCUGGCGACGGGGCUGUUGGGCGGCCCAGCAAGCGAGAAAGCCGUGAUGAAAAUGGCAAGACCCAGAGAGCUGACAGUCUUAUUGUAAAGAAAAUAAAGAAAAAGAAGAAAAAGAAACAUAGAGAAGAUAUGAGAGGGAGGCAUCUGAAAAUGUAUAACAAAGAAGUACAGACAGUGUGUGCUGGUCUUACCCGGAUCAACAAAGAAAUUUUGACUCCAGGGGAGACUGAUAACUUGGAAGAGAACAAGGAAUCUUUUAGGUACCUAAAAGAUGAACAGCUGUGUCAGCUGAAUUGCGGCAUGCAGGAAUAUAGGAUACCCCAGGGGGUGCAGUCCCCAUUUACUACCCACCAGGAGCAUUCUGUUCGCAACAGCUUCUUAAAAACAGGCACUAAAUUUAGUAAUUUCAUUCAUGAAGAGCAUCAGUCAAAUGGAGGAGCUUUGGUUCUUCAUGCCUACAUGGACGAACUCUCAUUUUUGUCUCCAGUGGAGAUGGAGAGAUUUGCAGAAGAGUUUCUUGCUUUGACAUUCAGUGAAAAUGAGAAAAAUGCUGCCUACUAUGCUUUAGCUAUAGUUCACGGGGCAGCUGCAUACUUGCCAGACUUCUUGGAUUACUUUGCUUUUAAUUUCCCUAACACACCAGUGAAAAUGGAAAUCCUUGGCAAGAAGGAUAUUGAAACAACCACCAUUUCAAACUUUCACACUCAGGUCAGUCGAACAUACUGCUGUGGAACUUACAGAGCAGGCCCAAUGAGGCAGAUCAGUCUUGUUGGAGCAGUGGAUGAAGAAGUUGGAGACUAUUUCCCAGAAUUUCUUGAUAUGUUGGAAGAAUCUCCUUUUCUUAGAAUGACUUUGCCUUGGGGCACUCUUUCUAGCCUCAGACUGCAGUGCAGGUCACAAAGUGAUGAUGGUCCCAUAAUGUGGGUAAGACCAGGAGAACAGAUGAUCCCAACAGCUGAUAUGCCAAAGUCACCAUUCAAACGGCGCAGAUCAAUGAAUGAAAUAAAAAAUCUCCAGUAUCUACCUCGGACCAGUGAACCCCGUGAAGUCCUUUUUGAAGACAGAACAAGAGCACAUGCUGAUCAUGUUGGGCAGGGGUUUGACUGGCAGAGUACAGCUGCUGUUGGAGUGCUGAAAGCUGUACAGUUUGGUGAAUGGAGUGACCAGCCUCGUAUAACCAAAGAUGUUGUUUGUUUUCAUGCUGAGGAUUUUACUGAUGUAGUUCAAAGACUUCAGCUGGAUCUGCAUGAACCUCCAGUGUCACAGUGUGUUCAAUGGGUCGAUGAAGCUAAGCUAAACCAAAUGAGACGAGAAGGGAUUCGCUAUGCUAGAAUCCAACUAUGUGACAAUGACAUCUACUUUAUUCCUAGAAAUGUCAUUCAUCAGUUCAAGACAGUGUCGGCUGUCUGCAGCUUAGCCUGGCAUAUAAGACUCAAACAAUACUAUCCUGCAGGGGAGAAUUCUCAAAGUACAGAAAGCAUUUCAAAUAUGGACAGUAGCAACUGUGACAAGAUGAAAUCAGAAGGCGAAGAUCAAUGUGUGCUUAUGAAAAAGGAGUCUGAAGAAGUAGGGACAGAAGUACAGACUACAGCAGUUGCUUCACCAUCAUUGUUUUCAUCUCUGUCGUGACUUGCCCUGCAACAAAAUAAGCUGGCUCAGCCCCUUCCAGUUUUUUAAACUAGAAUCAGAUCAGCAACAUGAUCCACAGGAUGAUCAUAUGUGCUCUCUUGUGUGAUAUGUAUAUAAUCAUAUACAUUUUUAAACAGCUUUUUAAAAUUUUGAUGUGAAGUUAUAGUUUUAUAACUGGGUUACGUUUUAUUGGAGAAAUCUUGCCUAUAAUUCUAUAAAGAAAGGUGACAUUCCAAAAUGUCAAGCAUAUCUUUUUUACACAGAUUAUGCAAAGUUAGAGUUGUAUUUUACUCCCUUAGUACAGCAUGUAGUAGUGGACUACAUUUUGUGUGUGUGCGUGUGCGUGUGUUUUUUUGUUUUGUUUUUUUAAGGAAUGAGGUAAUCCAACAUCUCAAUAUUUUUUUUCCUUCAGGAACAUCCAAGUAUUUAACACUUGGUAAAUUGGAUACCCCCUCCAUCUAUUUUAUCUUUAGCUUUCAGCAUAAAAGGGAUGGUUUCUAUGGAGGAGUCACAAAGUGACUCUCCCAUUUGAUAAAUUUCUUGAAUGAAAGAGAAAGCACAGCACUUUUAAUGAUCAAUGACAUUUGUGUGUGUGAGAGAGAGACUUUGAAAGCCUGGAGGAAGCUCAAGUUACCAGCAGUGUAGAUUCAUUCUUUUGUUUAUCAACACAUUCUCAAAGAAGCUAAUGUAUGAGAUUAGUAGCGGAGUGUAUGAUCUUGUGGAAAUGUAAUAACUGACACAACACUUCCCAUACCUCUGCUUUUAACUGCAUAAAGUAACACUAAAAUGUCUAACAAAACCGUUGGCAGUCUCUCUAAGGAAACUGCUGUCUUUGAGCACUUUAAGGCUUUACAGUAUCCUAACCAACUUGGUGGUUUGUUCAAUUCACAGCAUACAUCUGGGAUGGAAACCAUCAGCUCCUUUGCAUUGAUGCACUUAAUCCAGUAGAGUAGGCUUAACAAAUAUAUAUUGGUUGCCUUUAUUCUCAGAAAUUCUAUAUUGCUGUUUCACAAUAAAUUAUCACAUAAGGACUGCUGUUUCCACAUGUAAUGCUUGGGUUCCCUAGUGCUGUGUUGGAAGAUUAAAUGGCACAUGCUAGUAUGUUCAGUAUAAUUCGCUAAAACUGUUUAGCAUCCACACUAUAUUUCCAAGUGUUAACUAUAGUCAAGUUUCACCCACUGUCUAUAUACUGAAUUACAUUUAUUUCAGGUACUGGAAACAGGCCCCUCACAUGUAGGAUGUAAACAUUAAGAUUUAAUCAAAGGUGUUAAAAAGCAACUCUGUUCUUGUGGAGUAGGGGAGAAAUCUGGCGCACUACACCAAUGCAAACAAAGAAAGCAGCUGUUUUUUUCAAUGCAUUUAUCAGUCUUUUGGAAGAAUUGCAGAUAUUAAUGUUUAUAAUAGCAAUUACUUUGUGCAAUAUUGUUUUGUGUAGAUUAUAUGCAUAUUAGCACCUCUGUAUAGAGGACACAGUUUUAAACCAAUAGCAAAAUAAUCAGAAAAUAUUGCAGUGAUUUAGAUAGAACCUGUAUUACUCCUGAUAUAUACAUGUAUAUGUAUUGUCUCUGGUGCAUACCUGAAGACAAAUAGAACAUAUUUCAACUUAAAAUCAAUUUUCAGAUUGGAGUGAUGGUGACUUGUUAAGUAAUCUGUGUAAAUAAGGUGUUAGGAAGAAAAUCCUUUUACAGGUAAUGUGUUUUUAUGCAGGAGUGUAGCUUUUAAUCUUAACAAAAAAUCUAGAUUGACCAAUACUGGUUCAGAAAAUAACCUCUGUACUCUGGCUUUUUCCACUUUUUUACUCUUGUCCCGAAGAAUUUUCAUAAGCUUUAAUGGGCUGUGCAAAGUAAAAUUCUUCACAGGCAAUAUGAGUUUCAGUGCAUCAUUUAUAUUUGAUCAAUUCCAUCUUUAUUUUUGCAUUUCUAUUCCAUUCAUUUUAGUCUUCCAAGCAUUGAUUUCCCUUCAGCUAUGUGUUGUAAAUGGCCAUGUAAGCAAAGAGUCCUCUCUUGGGCAUUUCAACUAGCAUGGGUUAUUGUCACCUGCAAGACAGCACUGUGUAUAAUCACUCAGGAAUUGGAAAAAUUUUGGAAGACCUUACAGUUGAAGGGAAAACUGUUUACUUGUCUAACCCUGUGUUGAAGUAAAACUUCUAAAAUGUGUAAUCCCACAAAUGUUAAAAUCUAACAAUGUGUAGCCAUUUUCUUUAAUGGUGGUUUAGAAUAUGAUGGAGUUAAGAUAGAAAUGGUGGAUUGGAUCCAAAUAUGCCUCUUCUGAAUGGAAGGGCUCAUUCCAUGUGCAGAGAAAAUUAGGUUCCAGCAAAGUCUGGGAGAAGCAAGGAGGUGCAAUUCUCAUUAAUUCCCUUAUAAUUGUUGCAAUUCAGUGCAAUGCCCUUGCUGUUCUAAAGGGUGUCAAGUUUUUGGAGCCAGUUUUCAGUGGCUACGGGGGAAGGAGAAAUUGGCAAAAAUCGGCAACUUGCUCCCUCCAAUGUGGGUGGUGUUCCGUUGUGCACAAGUCUGGAUCCAACCCAUACAGUAUAAAUUAUAGCAGUAGACAUAGGACAGAAUUUUGUUUUUAAAUGGAUACAACUUACUAAAGGAGCAUAAUAAUGUAUUCCUUUUUUUUUUGUCCAAACCUUCAAGGCUAUGUAGGUGAAUGUUGAUCCAUUGCUCAAUAUUUUUCCAGCCCAAGAUUGCAAAGUUAAAAUUAAACUGCAUUCAUGUAGCAUUUUGGGUAGGCAUAUUCCAAACAGUUAAAAGGGAUUUCAACCAUCUUUCUCUCCUGUUCACUUCUCUUAAUUUCACUUUACAUAUAAUAUUUUACAGGAAUACUUUUGUAUCAUCUUUAAAAUGGUUUAAAAGUACACAUUUGUCAUUACUAAACUCUAGGACCAAGUACAAAAGAGUUCCAUGCAUGUAGUUCUGUGCACCUACCAGAACUAUAUUGAUUUUCCUGUCUACAGCCCUUUGAAAAAAAUUGGCUUGUACUCCAGACAGUCCUUUGAGAUUCAGGAGUGGCUUUUCUCGAGAACUGAAGGGCUGCAGAGUGAGAAGAGGCUGAAGAACCCUAGUGCAUGCAUGGCCCUCUGAAAUUUAUGCUUGGGUCCCUCACUAUAUAAGAGAUAAAACAGCUUGUAGGAUUCAUGUGAUGAUAGAUAAAUUUAUCUGAACUGAUAAGGAAAGCUAAUAAAAAUAUCUGAGUGAAAAAGCAGAGUAGUAUGGACCUAAAAUGAAUGACUGAUUGGGUUCAAAUUGUCAGAAUGACUGUUUAUUUGGGGAACAUAGAAUCUUUAGCUCUUAGAAGAGUUUUUUUUAAAAAGAGAUUAUCUCAGGAAAAUGUUGGGAAAUAGCUUGUAUUCUGAGGAUUUCAGAAAUUUAUCUUGCCAAAUUAAUUCUUUAAUGCCUAGGUGUUUUGCAAAUGUAAUUUAAGAUCAACAGGAAAUAUUAAGUUAUAGAAUAUUUGGACAUGAUAGCUUCAAUGAAGGUCAAAGGCAGAAUAUUUCCAUUUAUUUUAUUAUAAAUAACUGGCCAGUUAGGAAGAAGCUUCUCCCUCUCUAAGUUCUGUAAUUGUUCAGUACCAGUUACAUUCAUUAUAUCCUGCCUCAUGUUUGAACAAUUGCUAAAUAUUUGCUAAACAAUUUUUUAAACGUUUCAGUUUUUGCCUAAAUAUCCUGGGCAGCUCUAAGUUGAAAACCGGAGACUCCCUUCUAUUUUAUUAAACACACUAUUUUUCCUUUAUUAAGAACCAGCAAAGAGUGUUGUGUUCAGUUGGUAAUUUUAUUUAGCCAUUGAUUCAUUCAAUAAAUCAGCAAAAGUAAAAUUAAGAAAUAAGUGAACUAGGUAUUUCAUAUCUCCGGUCAAAUAUUUCUGAACAGUUUUAUAAAUCUGACAUGUUGCCUUCCAUGAAGGUUGAACAUGUGGAAAAGUCAUGGAAGAUUUAAGAAACACUCAUGUUUAUCAUACAGGUUUUCCCAUACAGUAAAAGGGCUCUUGUUUUGAUAGUAGGUUAGUAGUUUUCUUACAUGUGAGAACUUAGCUGUUAAGAAACAGAGAAGUUCAUUUGUUGUCAGAGCCCCAAGAUGGAUAUUUGUUUUUCUCAUGCUGCCAUUCACAUGCUUGAAUUUUUUCUGAGUGGUUAGCUCUUCUCACUUGGGGCACAAUCUGUUCCAAGUUAAGCAUCUUUAAGUCCCAUUGAUUUUAGAUGGGAGAUAAGCAGGUGCUUAACUCUCCAUUACUCUCCAUUGAAAUCAGUGGUACUUUAAAUAUGUUUAAUGUUGGCAGGAUUGCACUCUUAUUUCUUUAUAAAUGCUGAGUAUUUAUAGCCAUAUUGGUUGUGUCUGAAAGUUGCUAUGAGUGGGGAUGUUCAUCUUUCAGCUCCUGAAAGCUUUGUACUGUAGAUAAACUUCGUUGGUCCAAUAAACAACUUUCCAAUAACAUUAUGGCCUUCCAUUGAUAUACAUAAUAGUUUUAGGACCCAACAGCACAUGUAGUUGAGAAGGGGCUUCUCUUAAUAUAGCACUUUCAAUUCUGUCUAAGCAAAUACUUAUACUUAUCUUUACAUGUUGUAUAAAAUAGAUUUGUGGAGUGUUUUGUGAUUAAAUUCAGUUUUGAUUGGCAGCUAAGAUAUUUUUCUGUGGUUUUAAUAUAUCUAAGGUCUUUACAUAUAGAGGAUAUGUACAAUUGCCUGGAAGACUGUUUUUUGCUUUGUGUGGCCUUAGUAUAUUUAUUGACAUUUAGCAAGUGUUUUAAAGAGGUUUUUAUACUAGUGUAAACUGAUGGGAAGAUUUUAAGCCUCUCUGUGAAUAAUCCUCUAAACGCAGUGCAUUUCUUUUAGUAGCUGACUGUACAAGCGUAUCACUGUUAAAGCUAAUUCUUUGUAAAAAAAAAUAGUACAAUGGAAUGCAUAGAUUUUUCCCCCUUGUAAAGUAUUUUUUUAAUAAACAGAAGUCUGAUUUGUCCUUAAUGAAAA
Messenger RNA from Varanus komodoensis (Komodo dragon), 7027 nucleotides. It is a transcript of the gene RSBN1, whose product is annotated as round spermatid basic protein 1. The transcript is spliced from 7 exons. The coding region runs from base 26 to 2065 and encodes 679 amino acids. The record is from RefSeq and is a predicted model, not a curated record. Gene Ontology annotation, cellular component: nucleus. NCBI's taxonomy places the organism in Eukaryota, Metazoa, Chordata, Lepidosauria, Squamata, Varanidae.